CUCCGGCCGACCAGACGCGCGCGGUGCCCUCCCGUCCCGGUGUCGACUCCCCGCUGAAUUAUCUCACGUGUUUGUUUUGGUGACGUCAUCAUCAACGUGGAUUCGCGGUGACGUCAUAGUGGAUUUUAGUGGCGGCAGUAAUGAAUUUGACGUCGACCGUCCGAGGGUUGUAUCGGAGAAGGUUGUUCAUCCACGUGAACAAGUUCGUGCGGAUAAAGAUACAUAACCUGGUCGAUGGUUGCAGACAAACCGAGAUUCGUAUCGAGAUUAAGUUCAAACGUUAAGUGCUCCGCCAUGGAGGUGCUGUUCUUGAAUCGGGAAGACUUAUUCGCGUGUAACCGUUACAGAAAACUAGCGGAAAGAGAGUUGGAAGCGUAAGUACGGUCGACUUCGGACUGUCACUGGAGAUCCUUUAUAACUGGUCAGCCUCAAGAUCGCAAUUUGAAAGAGAAAUCUGAGAGGAAAUUACUGUGAAAUGAAUAUAUUGGCACAGAACCGUGACAGAAAACCAGCCGAAAGAGAAAGUUCCUGAUGGGAAAUAUUUCUUUAUUUCGAAUUUAAUCAAUUUUCAAGUGUGACUUAAAAAACCCGCGAAACUGGUUUGCUAUAAGACCAAAGUUUAAAGGGUGAAAUUGGUUUGGGUGUUAUUUGUAAGCACAUGCGUUUACAAGUGAUACUAGCUCGCUUAUUUUCGGAAUUAUCUAACGAUCGUGGACUCAUUGAAACUGAUCUGCCUCAAACUGAAAAUUCGAAGGGUGGAAAUGAGUUCAGAGUGGAAAUAGCACAGGAAUAAAUACACCGAGUAAUCAUAGCACGAUUCCUUGCAGCAUUGUUUAAGAAUCGUGAACCCGGUUUCAGCGGUCACAACUCGAGGCUCGAACGUAACUCAAAUAAAUUCAGCGAAUCGAUGAAUAUUUAUAAUUUCCAGCGAAAAUUAAUUAUGAAAAACGCCACUCGGCGGUUGACCGAGCUCAGCGGUGCGGACUCGCGGUGUGCCAGACGGGCGGUCGUUUUCUUUUCAGUUUAGGGAUUUUCCUCGCGAAAAAGUGCGCAAAAGAACGGUGUUUCCAUUAAUUGAUUCAUGCGUUGGCACGUCUCGGAGUUGUAUUUUAGUUCGUAAUCGUAAAAUUUCGAUGAGGAGAUAUUUUAGUUUACACCUAUUGAGUCAGUUCUCUUGAAACUCGCCCGCCGUGAAUAUACUUCAUUGAGUGCGUUUUUAUUGAAUAGUGACUAAAUCCGCCCCGUUGAGGAACAUCAGGCACAGAGUGAAGUCCAAGAUCAGCCAAAUGAAUGACGCGCCUUAAAGGACCCACCUCACCCAUUGCCGUCAGGAUCACGUUUAACUCUGCCGCUGGAUCAGUACUGCUGAGCGCAAAAUUCUGGCGAGUCGGUUCCCCGAAAAGGCGAAGAAAAUGACAUGUGGCAUAUCACCAAGUCCCGAAAAUAAUGUUUUACAUCACUAUGCUGCUCCUGAGCCUAAUGUGUUCAGCUAAGCCGAGGUACCUGAAAAUCGAGCUCACGGGAGUCACCGCGGAACCGGAAAUGAACAACUCGCACCACGUGACGUCACCAGUCGACUGCGACUCCACCGCGAAGCUAACAAAAUGCAAACCAGCAGUCCCAGCCGGAGAGAUUUUCCGGGGUGAUCGAUCGCCUACCUGGGUCAACAUCACCGAACUUAUAAAAAUUAUCUCUGCUGGAAGUAAAAUUUACACCGGAAGUGGAAGCUCUACCAACCAAACCACUUCCGGUCAUCAAGGCUUUCGUCAGGGCGAAUUCACCCAUAAAGACGACUUUCAAAGACUUUCAGGGGCACCCACCAAGGUCAAGGUCAUCAUUACCGGAAAUGACGUAUCGGUGAUUAACGGAAUCUCCACCGGAAGUGCUGAGAGGUUUCCCGCCGGUGGGAAGCAGCAAAGGAGUGAUUCCGUUCUUAAUGAUGAAUUUCGAAGCCUUGAGAUAUCGGACGUAAAUGUAACAGCCACACGUGGGAUUGUAGAGAUAUCGCAUCAAGAAGCAAGAGAUUUCUCAUCCAUUAGUGAUAUCCUUACCGGAAGGAAUAUCGUAGCAAGGAAUGCAACCACUUCCGGUGGCGUAGGACUCCUCAGCGACGACUCUCAAAGACUCAACAUAUCGAAUAAAGAUCAGUUCACUCGAAGUGGGAUCUCGACCGGAAGUCCCGUGAUUUCACGAAGAACCGGAAGUGAGCUCCGCGAGAGCAGGAACAAUUUCCGGCGGAAACGGAGAACCGGUCGCUCGGAGGUUUCGGACAAGCGCGCGCGGAGACGGGUCAAGAAACUCGCGGGAGGGAAAGAAAGCGCGGACGACGCGAAACCGGUUGAGUGGCAACCGGCGGAGUGCAGGAAUGCGACCUGCCACCCGGCCGCGAACCGGACUUCCGGCACUUCCGGUUUCCUGAGCAACGUUUCCGGUUUGUCGGAGGACGAGGAGGCCCGGAACCAGCGGAUCCUCUACGCUUUCCGGUCGGCGUACCCGAUCGAGCAGUGGAAGAACUGUUGCUAUUUCAGCGAGGACUUCCUCGCGAGCAUCAACCCCCACUGGCUCCAGUUCACGCCCCCGGACAGGUCGUCCCACUACAUUUUGGCCAGCCUCUACGCGGUCAUCAUGGUCGUCGGACUCUUCGGCAACUACCUCGUCAUAUUCAUGUUUCUCAGAUGCCGCUCCCUUCAGACGCCAGCAAACAUUCUUGUUGCCAAUUUGGCAGUCAGUGAUUUUUUUCUCCUCUCCAAAAUGCCAGUUUUCAUUUUCAACAGUUUUCAUCGUGGACCCGCUCUCGGAACCAUAGGUUGCCAGAUCUACGGGUUCAUGGGCGGGCUGACCGGGACGGUCUCGAUCAUGACGCUGGCGGCGAUCGCGCUGGACCGCUACCUGGUGGUGGUCUACCCUCUGAACCCGUUCAAGAACACGACGCGGCAGAGGGCGCGGGCCUGCGUCGCCUUCGUCUGGGCGUACGGCCUCUUCUUCGCCUCCAUCCCGCUCUUCGACGUCGGGCUCAACCGCUACGUGCCCGAGGGCUACCUCACCGCCUGCAGCUUCGACUACCUCAGCCAGGACCUCAAGAGCCGCCUCUUCAUCCUCGUCUUCUUCGUCGCUGCCUGGCUCGUGCCCUUCACCAUCAUUACUUUCUGUUACAUCAGCAUCUGCUUCGCCGUCGUCCGCACCAAGAACGUCCCGCGCUUCGGCCAGGAGAAGGAGAAGCGUAGAGUCGAGCUCAGGCUAGCCGGAGUGGUGAUAUUCGUGAUCGCCCUGUGGUUCGUCUCGUGGACGCCUUACGCAAUCGUCGCCCUUCUCGGGAUCCUGAGACAGACGGAGUAUCUGUCCCCGCACGUGUCCAUGAUCCCGGCGCUGUUCUGCAAGACGGCCAGCUGCGCUGACCCCUACAUCUACGCCAUCACCAACCCCAAGUUCAAGCGGGAGCUGUGUCGGCUCUUCGACAAGAGCUACCAGUCCAAGUCCAAAUGGAGCAAGCAAACCGGCACCACGUACAGGAACAAGACGCCCACCUCCAACAAACCGGUCCAGACGAUCGAGGACACUGCCCACAGGACCCACUACCCCUCCACCUUCAACUCCAGCAGUGCUGAUGAUUAAUCAAUCCAAGUCCUCUGGCAACGUCUUUUCUUUCUGGAUUCUUGCCCCGGAGCUAGGAGCUCAGACUGACAUGAGACUCCUGUUUUGGACAAAUCAUUCUGGACCAAACAACCGGUCUAGAUGAUCGGCCACACUGCCCAUAGGACACACUACCCCUCCACCUUCAAUUCCAGCAGUGCUGAUGACUUAUCAAUCCAGCGGACUGAUUCUUGAAUUUGAGGGACAAAGCGAUAGACCUAGAAGAUAUGGACGGUGUAAGUCGGAAAUCACAUAACUCGUUUGCAGUGUCUGAAAA
This is a messenger RNA of Bemisia tabaci, 3907 nucleotides long. The record is from RefSeq and is a predicted model, not a curated record. NCBI's taxonomy places the organism in Eukaryota, Metazoa, Arthropoda, Insecta, Hemiptera, Aleyrodidae.